Molecule: messenger RNA, 5985 nt
Organism: Schistosoma bovis
Lineage: Eukaryota; Metazoa; Platyhelminthes; Trematoda; Strigeidida; Schistosomatidae
Source: the annotation of a GenBank genome assembly
AUUUUAGAUUCUAGUAAACAAGUAAUUCAAAGGAAUUUUAACUAGAAGAUAUUUUCUUUUAACAGUCUUUUCUUAAAACAGAAUGUUUAUGAAUAGAGAUUUCAUAAAAUUUCAACGGAUUAUUAUACAUGUUUUACUAUAUUUCAAUUGAAUGAUUUUUUGGUCAAAAUAUGAACACUGCUAAAUGUACUUGUCGUUGUACAUGUAAAUCUGAACAAAAUUCAGAUAUGGAUAAUUCACAACGAAAUCCACAUUGUUCAUUACAGAUCUCUAAUAGUGAUACAACUGGUGAUGUCACCACAACUAAUUUCACAGAGGAACAAAAGAAUAUGAUACUUAAAAUAGAAGCAUAUAACAGGUAGUGUAUUUAGUAAUCUUUUUAAAAUUCAAAUUCAGAUUUUAAGGAAACAUUAGACUUUUUUAGAUUGUUUGAUAAUUUGUUUUAAAGAAUAAUCAGUUUUGUACAUUGAAUGGUUUUGAUUUCAACCAGAGAACUAGGUAUUUGGACUUGAUAAUCCAAUAAGAGUUUAUGGACUAGGUGUUAAACGAUAAUCAAUUUAUAGGCAAAAGUCUCUGCCCCAAUUAAUAGAAGUAAAGGUUAGGUAGAUGGAUUAAUAAUUUUCAGCAUGAAUUUGUAUGUCGAUCACGCUUAUGUCAUUCAUGAUAAGUUUAGUUCGAAUCUACAGAAGCUUCGAAUCAUCUGCGAAAUAUUUGUUAUCCAAAAAAUAUAAUUUUUUUAUGCACGAAACUGUAAUCACUGGAUAUGAAAGUAUGGUAGUUGCUUAACAUUUGAACUAUAUUGAUCUACAUAAUCUGACAUCCCAGUAUACAUAGGCAAUAAACAUAAACUAAGAUCACUUGAAAACUGAAGCAAUAAAAAGUAACAUAAAUUAUACAGAACAUCCCUUUUGACUAUUAUGAUUUGAUUCUGGUUAUUAAGUGAACACUCUCAGGGUCAAUCGGGCGUCUCUCAAAUAUCGUCCAUAAAUUAUAGUCUCAAUGACAUCCAAAUAAAUCCUCGUAUUUAUAUUCCAAUUCAAUUAUGUCUGUCAAAGAGAUAAAUAGUGAACUACAUUUUUUUCAAACACUGACUUUGAUAAUGAUAAAAAUAAUUUAGUAAUUAUAUUCACAGCAUAUAUAUAGUCUCACCCACAUAUAUUAUUCUGGCCAAAAUAACACGUUAGUGCUUACUAUGUUUUCACUCACACUAUUAAUUUUUCAAACAUCUUUUUAUAAAACGUAAUAAUUGUUUUUGUUGCCUACUUCAUCCAUUUUAAAAAAAAAUUUAUACCCGUCACGUACAACUAGAUGUUGUUUUCUUGUUAUUAGAUAUAUGAUUGGUGAAUGUGUCGCUCAAUUUCGUGAAUUAGUUGAAGUUCGACAUUAACACCAUUGGAUGCCGGCUCAAUAGUCUAGUGUUUAAGUGCUCGCGCGCGAAACUACUGGGUCCUGGGUUCGAAUCUCGCAGGGGGCGAGGUCGUGUAUGCGCACUGCUGAGGAGUCCCACAAUAGGGCGAAACGGCCGUCCAGUGCUUCCAGGUUUUCCAUGGUGGUCUAGCUUCAACUGACUCAUGAUCUUAACCAUUGAAAUUACUACAAUUUCCACAAAAACCCAUCAGAUAUAUAUUUAUCUUCAAUUUGACCACUAGUUAAUAUCUUUACAAAAGCUAAUAUUAAUUUAUUGAAAUAAUAAUCAGUUUGACAAGAAAGAAUAUCAUUAUGUUAAUAAAAUGUAGUCUGUCUCAAAUCAUUGUAAAACUAUUCGUAUUGUUGUUAUUAUUGAAGAUGAUGUUCUCUACAUUCAGUUGAAUGUUAUUAAAUUUCAUUGUUUCAAACUGCAUCCUAUCAAGACAAAGGCCUAUUAUGGUAAUUAGUUUUCUUUUUUUUCAAAACGAUAAUGAUAAAUAGGAAAAUGAAUUAAAGCUUUCAUAUUUUGUUUAGUAAAUUUACAAUAUACUCAUGUUUCAUGUUGAAACGGAAACUUAAAUUAGCUAUCAACAGGACAUUUUAUGCACCCCAACUUGUCAUUAUCGAAAAGAUAAGGUCUAUGUUUCACCAAAAACCGAAACAGCACGAAAGCGAUUGUGUCACAUCCCAUUGUGUCUAUCAGUUUACAUGUAUGUGUGGAAACACGUACAUAGGAAGGAGCAAUCGUGAUUUACAAUUAAGGGUGGGUGAACAUAUAACAAAAUGGUUGGAGAAUCAGAUGAAUUCCAAUGGUCAAAUAAGAUCACAGGAUAGACAGGAAUCAUCCUCCGUUGCGAAACUUUGAUUGAGACGGGUCAUAAGGUUGACAUCGAAUCAGCAUUUGUAGUGUUAUACAAAAGCUUUAAAGGACGUAUACUAAGGUUUAUUAAAGCCUUGGCUAUACGGAAAUUGAGACCCCCUUUGUGUGUUUAAAAACAAUUUGUGCUUACACUUAACCUACCCUGGUAAUACUUGUUUAUUAUCCAGAGUGGUAAUCACAAUUGUUUUUGUGUACUUUAUUAUUUUUCCUUUGUUAUGACUUACCCUUAACUUGUCCAGUUGACUUUUUAAUUCUCAUAUAUAAAUGUUCUUAACAAGUAUAUGUGUGAUCAGAUUGUUCGAAAUGUAUUGUGCAAAUAUAUCACAUAAUUCUGAUAAACUUUGUCUUCUUAUUGCAUUAUCGAAACUUAUCAAAGGGACUAAUUGUUUUAAAUAUACAUUUCAUUCAAUGAUUAUAUUUAUUUCAUUAACUGUAAAAACUUUGCGUUACUAUCUAAUUCGUAAUGAACAGUGAUGUUACUUUUUUGUCAGAAAGAAUAAUAAUUUUAUACUAUUACUUUUCGUUAUCUAAUGUUCAUUGUCCAGAGGAUAUAUGGCAAUAGACUCGACACAAAAAUAAUGAUGUUAAAACAAAGAUUUCUGUUGGUCCAUAUUGAAACACUACGGGUUAGGAGGCUAUUGAUCUUGUUAAUUCUAGUAUCCACACUUUGACGCGUAAAAUAUUACACAAUGCCUUAUGGUAAUAUCAUACCCAGUAACGUUGUUGCAUGUAAAAUUUAGGUCAUAACGAAUCAAAAUAUAUCAUCAAUAAUGUGAAAUCAAGGGGUUCUAAACUAGUGCGUGAAUUGUAUCACCACAGUUACUAAGCAGAUGAGAAGCCAAGAAUUUUUCAUAUCUUCAUGUUUGAUGCAUCACUUUAUGUAGUUUAUUUUACGUUUCCUUUCACUAAUUACCUCAAUAUUGAACAUCUAUAACAUAUCAAGUGGUCUAGCUACUAGUAUCUUAUUGACAAAAAUAACUUUAUCCCCAUAUUGAAAGUCGUCUAGCAAUUUAUUGGCAUAGAGUUUUAAAUUUUCAUUAAAUCGGCUACAGUGCCAUAUGUCCCAACUGAAGGAAAAUUAUUCACUUUUCUUCAUUUAAAUAAAGUGGUUUUGUAGUUGGUUUCAGUUAUCUGAUGGAAUAAUAGUUUAUAUUCAAAUUUCAGGGAAAUUAUAAAAGAGAUAGAAAGACUGCAAUUUGAAAGUGUGAAAACUAAUGAUGCGAUUAGCCUUUUAAAAGAACAUUCAAAUAUAACACAAAGUUCCUUCAAAUCGCCUCAGGCUCUUCAAAGAAAAAUAGCUUCAUGUAGUAGUGUUCAUCAUCAUAACGCUAGUAUAUCUGGUUCUAGCACUUCAUCAUCCUGGUGUAAAAAUGACUGUGAACCAUCAUCCGAGGGCUCUCAACAAAUAUACCAGCUGAAUAACGUUCAGUUAACGGAACGCUUGGAAUUUCUCAGAAAUCGACAAUUGCAAUUGAUGUCAAGGAUACAAAGUUUGAAGAAAUCGAGAUUGGUACUUAUGCAACAUAUGCAACAGUUAUAUGGAACACAGAAGAUGAAAUCAAAAAACGAAAACCUUUAUCAAGAGACUGACAAUCAAGGUUGCUAUGAAUGUCGUGAAAAUAUUUCACAUCAUCCCGUUGAUAACACACCGGAUCUCCAUACAACUUCACGAUUAACUCAUACAACAAAACAUUGUUCUGACAAUUUCCCACUGAAUUCAAACAUGGUGAGAUCAUUGGUUGAUCGUGAAUGUCAAACCAGUUUCAUUGCAGAAUCAGAGGGAAAACUGAUUAAUAAUAGGUUAGAUCAUGAGUUUUGUUUACCAAAAUUCAUGAAACAUAACUCCUUACCUACUUAUUCUAAUAAUGAUAGUUGUAAUUACGCUGAAAAUGUAAUUUCAAAUACUACAUCCAAUGUUUCAGCAUUGGCAAUGAUAGCAGCAAUGACAGCGGCUACAAUCUUUAAACGAACAUUUCAGCAAUCCGUUUGUCAAGUACCUACCACAAAUUCAGAUAAUUUUUAUAAACAGGACUUUCAACAAAAAAAUUAUUCUGCAUUUAAUUCAUCAAUAUCGUCUAUGGAAUCACAGUAUUGGUCAGAGUUACUCAAUCGUACCUCUGUCAAGAAAGAUGAUUCAAACGAGUGUCUAAAAGAUGACUACCAAUUCUACAAUCAGUCUACUUUCAGUCAGCCUUCCUGCAUCAGUAAUAGAGCAGAUCUACUUCCACCUCCUCAUUCUGCACCAAGUUCUACUUCAUACUACCUAGAUAAUAUAGAUCUAUUUCCAUCUAUCUCUUCUUCAGAUACUAAUAAACUACUGAACAGCGGCUUACUAUUUCCAGCUAUAUCACGUGAAAUGACACUAGCAAAUCCAUUAGAAUCUACUUAUUUUCACGAUACGCCAAAAUGCUCGAGAAUACCUGACCUUAAUUCAUCCAAAUCUUGUGAAACAGACCAAAUGAAAGGAUAUGAACAGAAAGAAUCCAAAUCAAAAACCUCCUUAGAUAAUAAUGAAUUGAAUUAUAACUCUCGAUUGACAACUUCCAGCAGGAUAUGUGAAAGAUUUUCUGAUCGUAUAUUACAAGCUCGGCAAGCGAUUGACAAAUGGAAUUUUCAAAAACACUGUGAGAUAAGCGAUAGGGUAAACCAACGGGAAAAUCUCGUCACUGAACUAAACAAACAUUCAAACGUAGUGAAUGAAAAAUCAGUUAGUGAUCAGUACUAUUCUCAACAAAGUCCUCUGUUAAAUAAAUCAAAUUUUUGCAAAGAAUGCUACUUAGCUCCUAAUUUUGUGCCUUCAACAGUUUCUUCAAGGACUAAUACUUCUAACGACUGCCCUGUCCAAUGUGUAGCAACUAUUACAAAAAAUAUUUAUCCAGAUAAGAGUCCUCCUAAAGCUACAUUUACAAACCCCCAAUCUAAUUUAUCGAAACCAAUGCCAAUUCAAGUCGUUAAACCAGCAAUUAGAAAUCAUGUACAUAUUACAAAGGCGAAUGACAGUAUUAAAGAAUUGCCUAUAAAGACUGAUAACAAAAUUAUAGAUAAUAAAGGAAUUCAGACACAUCGUUCACAGCAACAUGAAAAUCGUAGUGUUUGCAAAUACAAGGACAAAAAAGGAAUUAGUGAUAAACAACAAAUUAAAGGCGUGCUAAUAAAUGAAAGUUCAAAGUCUGAAAGAAGUAAUAAAACAAAUAGAAAUUCGAGUACACAGCGCAGUGUAGCAUGGGUUGACGAAGUCUUAUCACAUCCAUUGUCUAACAGUGCAAAACCUGACACAAAUACCGAUUUGACACUUCAAAGUGAUGUACCUAAUAACAAUUGUAGUGAGAGACUUAACAAAUAUUCCAACCAAAGUAAUGAUAAAAAUGUAAAUGUAACAAAACAUAUUGAAACACACCAACCAAUCAAAACAAUAACAUCAAAUGUAGUAACAACUUCAUCACGUCGACUGCUUCCAACUCCAAGUAACAAUCUAAUGAACAUUAAUUAAUUGGUCAGAUAAAAUUCCAAAACUCUAUUUUUGAUAUCUUAUUUUAUUAUUCAGAUAAAUGGGAAUAAUUAUAAAGUUAUUAUACAUUUACUGAUCUAUGCAUUUUGAGUUCUAGUAUUCAGAUUGAAUCAUAUAACUUAAUACAAAUAGUAUUAAUAUUCACUGUACUAGUAUGAAGUAUACUUUAAAAAAAGUAUAUAAAAUAGUC